Molecule: messenger RNA, 1522 nt
Organism: Fundulus heteroclitus (mummichog)
Lineage: Eukaryota; Metazoa; Chordata; Actinopteri; Cyprinodontiformes; Fundulidae
Product: protein Z-dependent protease inhibitor
Exons: 6
Coding region: 122-1312 (396 amino acids)
Biological process (GO): blood coagulation; negative regulation of endopeptidase activity
Molecular function (GO): serine-type endopeptidase inhibitor activity
Source: RefSeq, a predicted model, not a curated record
GCGCCCCCGUUACUUCCGGUAGUGACGUUGUGCCGCGAGCUUGUUGGUGAUGCGCAGCGCGUGAAUUUUCAGAGCAGAAAGACCGAAGAUCAAAAGGCGCCGCCAAGCUGCAGAGGAGACCAUGACGCCCUUCAUCCUCCUCCCACUGGCCAGCCUCUUCCUCGCCCUCCUGAGUCCAGCGGCUCCUCAGACCACCAGUCCUGCGGUGGAAGACCUCAUCAAGAGGAACGCAGACUUUGGAGCCCAGCUGUACCGAGCCGUCGCGAGCCGCACCGAUGAAAAUGUCUUUCUGUCUCCACUCUCGGUGUUUGCAGGAAUGUUAGCGUUGCUGAGUGGUACCAGCGGUCCCGCCCAGAACGAGCUGCUGCAGGGACUCCGUCUGGCUGGACUGGACCCCCAGACUCUGCCGGAUGUGUUCCAGAGUCUGAGGGACGCGGUUCUUCAGACGAAUCCGCCCAUGAACCUUCAGCAGGGCGUGGCCGUCUUCCCAGACCAGAGUUUCCAGGUGCCUGCAUCCUACCGGGAUCUGGUUCAGACUAAAUUAGGUGCAAAGACUCAGAGUCUGUCCUACACCAGCUCAGCUGAUGCCGUUGAUGCCAUCAACAUCUGGGUCCUGGAGCAGUCCACAUACCGGUUCCAGAAUGUUCUGACCACCCUGGACCGCCAGACCCAGCUGCUGGUCGUCUCCGCUGCUUCCUACCAGCCCCGCUUCAGUCCGACCUUCAACUCCACGCUCACUCAGAACGAGCGAUUCUACGUGGACAAGUACCACGUGGUCAUGGUUCCCAUGAUGCUACGGGCCGAUAAGUACUUCCUGGCGUACGACCGCUCUGUGAAGGCAGGCGUGCUGAAGCUGCCCAUGGAGGACGGAGCCGCCAUGUUGGUGGUGCUUCCAGAUGAAGACGUUGACGUGACAGCCGUGGAGGAGGAAGUGACAUCGGACAAGAUCCGAGCCUGGAUUGGUCAGCUGAAGAAGACGAAACUGGAAGUCCAGCUUCCUCGCUUCCUGCUGGAGCGGUCCUACUCUCUGAGAGACAUCCUCCAGACCCUGGACAUCACUCAGGUGUUUCAGGAUGCUGAUCUCAGCAGCAUGGGCGGAGCUACAGGGUCCAAUCUGUCUCAGGUUUAUCACAUAUCUGCCCUCUUCGUGGAUGAGAGCAGUGAUGACAGCAGCUCAGGAGGCGGGGCCACCGUGUUCUCCUCACCUCAGCCGCGGCUCACCUUCAACAGACCCUUCAUCUUCAUCAUCUACCAGCAGUCCACUGGCAGCCUCCUCUUCAUGGGCCGAGUAACGAACCCUAUGGAGAAAUGAAGCCCCGCCCUCCUCGUUACUCCCACCCCCACCCACCUGUUGCAUCAUCACACCUUUAGAAGCAGGUUCUAGCGUUGCUUACCGUAGUUUUUGGACUAUACGUCUUACUUUUGUUGAUUGUUUGGCCGAUCCUGCGACUUAUAUAUCAAUUUUAAAUGGUCCAACAUGAACCAAGAAGCAGUAAACAUUACUGUCUAUAGCCACAAGAGG